Molecule: messenger RNA, 1137 nt
Organism: Monosiga brevicollis MX1
Lineage: Eukaryota; Choanoflagellata; Craspedida; Salpingoecidae
Exons: 10
Coding region: 1-1137 (378 amino acids)
Biological process (GO): mRNA export from nucleus
Cellular component (GO): THO complex part of transcription export complex
Molecular function (GO): protein binding
Source: RefSeq, a predicted model, not a curated record
AUGCAUAAAGUAAGACCAGGAACGGGAAUGGCCGUGCUUCGUGACCCGCACAAGUCACCAGCUCACCUGGACAAGAGCUCGCAAGUUUAUGCUCUCUCUCUCUCUCUCUCUCAAUUCAUCUCUCUCUCUCUCUCUCUCUCUCUCUCUCUCAAUUCAUCUCUCUUUAGUGUUGCCACCUUCCAUCACACCGGCAAGAUGAACUUGCAGGAGUUGCAAAAGUUGUAUGCCAAUGCCGAGUCCCGCACGCAUGCCCUUCGCAGCAAUGGGCACAGCAAAACAAUCCAUGGCCUACGCUUCAAUGCCGAUGGCACCUUGCUGGCCUCAAGCGGCAUUGACAAGCUCGUCAUUGUGCACGAGCCCGGCACCAACGGGCAGUUUGAGGAAGCAGUCAAACUUGAGGGGCACACCAGUGCCGUAGAUCAAGUGGCCUUUCACCCGCAGAACACCAACAUCCUGGCCUCUGCCUCGGAUGAUAAGAGCGUCAAACUGUGGGAUGUCCGUGCCAAGCAGCGUGAAACAACGUCCGUCACCACGGACGACGGCAACAUCAACCUCAAAUGGCAUCCAGACUGCAACCUCCUGGCUGUGGGCAACCGCUCGGAUGUCAUUACGCUCUUUGAUACACGCACCUGGCAAGCCUUGACCACUAAACAGUAUGAGAUUGAAGUCAACGGCCUGAGUUGGAACAAUGAUGCCACGGGCUUUUUCCUGACCACGGGUCGUGGCUCAGUCCGCGUGCUCCAUCCUGAGACCCUUGAGCCUCUCUGUGAGGACCUCACGGCCCACACUUCAAACUGCCUCUCUAUUGAAUUUUCGCCCUGCGGCCGAUACUUUGCCACCGGCAGUGCCGAUGCAACCGUGAGCCUGUUCGACGCUCAUGAGUUGAUUUGCUUUCGCACGCACAAUUCUCUCGAUGGUGUUGCGCGGAGCAUUGGUUUCAGCUACGAUGGCGACGUCUUUGCAGCUUGCUCGCCUCAAGAUCACCUCGACCUGAUCCACACCGAGUCCGACGCCGUUUUGCACUCAAUCAAGACUGGUAAGGAGUCAAAUGCCGUGACCUGGCACCCCACCAAGCACAUGGUCGCCCUUGCGCACUCUGAUUCCAGCCUACCCGCCAUCAAGAUUGUCGGAAGCUGA